AUUCUAAACCACAAUUUUUUAUUGGGUUAGAAGCUCAAACCACACAGCUUUGCAUGGUUGACUGGUAGUUGUGAAGAAAGGAAAACACUUAAUUUAAUUAAUAGAGUAUAUGAUUACUCUUUUCACUUGUUGCUUUUUAUUUUCGUUCUUCGCUUGUUAUACAUUCCAUUGCUUCUAUAUGCUGCUACCUUUCUCACCUUUUUCUUCUGUAUUGCCUUCAUGUCAUCAUUAUAAAUUGCAAUAUGCAACUAUAGUUGCAGCUGCAAUAUAAAAUUUUUAGAGAUCUUCACAAUUUCAAUUACAGUUGCAAUAUAAGAUUUUAGAUGUCUUCACAACAACAUCACAACCACCAUUGCAGCCAGAUAGGUAUGCAGCAUAACAACAACCGCAAUUGUAAUUUAGAGCUAUGCUCCCGAAAAUCAAGUUAAAAAGUAGUUGAUGUAUUAUUUUUAUAAGUCAAUAUUAAUAAAUUAGUAGAGUUUUAGUUGUCCAGAUUUGAACGCAUGACUUCUUGAUGAAAUCUUCUUCGGUGUCCCUUAGCUCAGAAACCAAGCUACCUAUGCGGAACUUUGAAAGUUGAAUCAACAGAAAAUUGGAAGCUUUUUAAGUAAUUUUAAAAAAAUUAGAAGAUGGUCGGUGAUAGGACUAGAAGGAAGAGGAGAAUCCAUGCAUUCUCUUGUGUGAAAGCUUCAUUCAAGGGUGAACAUUCACUUAUAGGAGGGCCAGGUUUCUCAAGGAUAGUUUACUGCAACAAACAAGAACAUUGUGGUGAAGGGAGUAGUAGUGUUGAGAACUAUGGCGACAAUUAUGUUAGAACUACUAAAUAUACCAUGAUCACUUUCAUCCCCAAAUCAUUGUUUGAACAAUUUAGAAGGGUUGCCAAUUUUUACUUCCUUGUUUGUGCAAUCAUGUCUUUCUUCCCUGUCUCUCCUUACUCAGCUGUUAGCAAUGUUGUUCCUCUUGUUGUUGUGGUUGCUGUUACAAUUGGGAAAGAGGCUGUUGAGGAUUGGAGGAGGAUGAAGCAGGAUAUUGAGAUGAAUAACAGAAAGGCUAAAGUUCAUAAUGGAGAAGGUGUUUUUGAAUACUCUAAAUGGCGAAACCUGAAAGUUGGAGACAUAGUGAAGGUUGAAAAAGAUGAAUUUUUUCCUGCUGAUCUCAUCCUACUCUCAUCAAACUAUGAAGAUUCAAUUUGCUAUGUUGAGACCAUGAAUCUUGAUGGAGAAACAAAUCUUAAACUGAAACACGCACUGGAAGAAACUUCCAAGUUUCAACAAGAUUCUAGCUUUCAAAAGUUCAAGGCUAUCAUCAAAUGUGAAGAUCCAAAUGCAUAUCUAUAUUCUUUCAUAGGAAAUAUUGAACUUGAAAAUCAACUAUAUCCUCUUUCACCUCAGCAGAUACUGCUUAGAGACUCAAAGCUAAGGAACACAGACUUUAUUUAUGGUGUUGCAAUUUUUACUGGCCAUGAUACAAAGGUUAUGCAGAAUUCCACUGAUCCUCCAUCAAAAAGAAGCAAAAUCGAGAAGCGAAUGGACAAGAUAAUCUUUUUUCUGUUCUUAGUUUUAUUUUUUAUUUCUUUUAUUGGUUCCAUUUUAUUUGGAUUUGAAACAAGAGAGGACCUUGAAAAUGGAAUAAUGAAGAGAUGGUACCUCAGACCAGACGAUACUACAAUCUACUACGAUCCAAAGAGAGCGCCGAUCGCGGCAAUGCUGAAUUUCUUGACUGCACUAAUGUUGUACAGUUACUUGAUUCCAAUUUCUUUGUAUGUAUCCAUUGAAAUUGUGAAAUUUAUUCAAAGCAUCUUCAUCAACCACGACGUGCACAUGUAUUACGAUGAAACUGAUCAGCCUGCACACGCUCGUACCUCAAAUUUGAACGAAGAACUUGGCCAAGUUGAUACUAUUCUUUCAGAUAAAACAGGAACAUUGACUUGCAAUUCUAUGGACUUUGUCAAGUGUUCGAUUGCUGGGAUCGCCUACGGGCGAGGUGUUACAGAAGUUGAGAGAGCUCUAGCAAGGAGAAAAGGAUUACAUUUAAGUCAAGAUAUGACAGAAGAUGGCAAUGUUGCAGAGAUUUCCGAAGCAAAGUCUUCCAUUAAAGGUUUUAACUUCAUAGAUGAAAGGAUUAUGAAUGGAAAUUGGGUCAAGGAACCCAAUGCCAAUGUAAUCCAGAACUUCCUGCGGUUGUUGGCUGUGUGCCAUACAGCGAUACCUGAAGUUGACGAAGACACAGGCGAAGUUUCAUAUGAAGCUGAGUCACCUGAUGAGGCAGCUUUUGUAAUUGCAGCCAGAGAACUUGGAUUCGAGUUUUACGAAAGGACUCAGACAACUAUUUCGCUGCACGAGUUCCAUUAUAUAUCAGGCAGGACAAUUAGAAAGUGCUAUAAACUUUUAAAUAUAUUAGAGUUUAGUAGUUCAAGAAAACGAAUGUCUGUUAUUGUAAGAGAUGAGGAGGGGAAACUACUACUGCUUAGCAAAGGUGCUGACAGUGUCAUGUUUGAAAGACUUGCAAAGAAUGGAAGGGAGUUUGAAGAAAAGACUAAGCAACACAUUAAUGAAUAUGCUGAUGCUGGUUUGAGGACCUUGAUACUUGCCUAUCGCAAACUCGAUGAAGAAGAGUACGACGAUUUUAAUAAAGAAUUGAUGGAAGCCAAGAGGUUAGUAAGUGAUGAUCGGGAGCAGAUUGUGGAGGAAGUAUCAGAAAAGAUCGAGAAGGAUUUAGUUCUUCUUGGUGCCACUGCAGUUGAAGACGUACUUCAAAAAGGGGUUCCUGAAUGUAUUGACAAGCUAGCACAAGCAGGAAUUAAGUUAUGGGUUUUGACUGGUGAUAAAAUGGAGACAGCAAUCAAUGUUGGGUUUGCUUGUAGUUUGCUAAGGCAAGGAAUGAAGCAAAUUAAAAUUAGUUCAGACACUGUAGAAACCAAAUCUCUUGAGAAAGUGGAAAACAAGUCUGCUGCUGAUGAGGCAAUUAAGGAAAAUGUUGUUUGUAAAUUAAGGGAAGGAAAGGAAUUACUAGUUACAUCUAAUGCAAACUCUGAGGCAUUAGUUCUGAUAAUUGAUGGGAAAUCUCUCACAUAUGCACUUGAAGAUGAUAUAAAGGACUUGUUUCUUGCACUUGCCGUUGGUUGCACAUCGGUUAUAUGCUGUCGUUCAUCUCCGAAGCAAAAAGCACUUGUUACUAGACUAGUAAAACUUAAAACAGGUUGUACUACUCUAGCAAUUGGUGAUGGUGCAAAUGAUGUUGGAAUGCUACAAGAAGCAGAUAUUGGGAUUGGUAUCAGUGGUGUUGAAGGAAUGCAGGCAGUUAUGUCUAGUGAUAUUGCAAUUGCUCAAUUCCGAUAUCUAGAGCGUUUACUUCUUGUGCAUGGACAUUGGUGUUACAGAAGAAUCUCAUCAAUGAUCUGUUACUUCUUUUACAAGAAUAUUGCCUUUGGCUUCACUAUAUUCUUCUAUGAGAUCUAUGCCUCAUUCUCAGGACAAGCUGCAUACAAUGAUUGGUUCCUAUCACUAUAUAAUGUAUUCUUCACUUCACUUCCUGUAAUUGCCUUAGGACUAUUUGACCAAGAUGUCUCUCCUAGAUUAUGUCUCAAGUUCCCAUUAUUAUACCAAGAAGGUGUACAAAAUGUCUUAUUUAGCUGGAAAAGGAUUCUAGGUUGGGCAUUCAAUGGAGUAAUGAGUUCUACCAUAAUAUUUUUCUUCUGCAUCAAUGCAAUGGAGAAUCAAGCAUUCCACAAAGGAGGUAAAGUAGUAGGACUUGAAAUUCUUGGUGCUACAAUGUACACUUGUGUUGUAUGGGUAGUGAAUUGCCAAAUGGCAUUAUCCAUUAGUUACUUCACUUACAUACAACAUAUAUUCAUUUGGGGUGGAAUUCUUUAUUGGUAUGUAUUCCUCCUAACAUAUGGAACUAUUUACCCUUUAUCAACCACUGCUUAUAAAGUCUUAAUUGAAGCUUGUGCACCAGCACCAUCUUACUGGCUUAAUACUCUCCUUGUUCUUGUUGCUUCACUCAUUCCAUAUUUGGUAUAUGCUUCAAUCCAAAUGAGAUUCUUUCCUAUGUUCCAUCAAAUGAUACAUUCGAUAUACAACGAUGGUGAAGCAACUGAUCUGGAAUACGUUCAUGUUGUUCGACAGAGAUCAAUAAGGCACAUGACAGUUGGGUUCACAGCUCGUUUUGAAGCAUCCAAGACUUUAGUACUACCAUAGUUACUGUAUUUUACGGGUGUUAAAUUCCUACCGCUUAAAAUAGUUUCGGACUUGAAACUUGAAGCAAGAGGCAACUCCACUAAAUGUUACAUUCUGAUAAACUUUAGAACUAUAAGUUAUUGCACCUAUUUAUAGCUCUAAUUUGUGACAUUCUUGAGUUGAUGUAAAAGGUUAUUUGCAUAAAUAAAUGUAGUUUGCUAGUUAGUUAAGUGUUGGUGUCUUUCUAGUGAAUUAGAAUAUUUUAAGUGUUAAUUUGCACAAGGAACAAUGAAUGGAGAAGUCUACAGAUAUGCUACAAGUUGUUGCAACACAUUGGUGCACUAUUGUAGAGUAUUAAUGAAGUUCAUAGUUGUAGGUCCGGUUGGGAGUAAUUUUUGUCCUUGAUUUUGAAGAUAUUUUAUCAGUAAAUAAUGACAAUAUUAUUGUAUUAAUGAGGUGUCCUUGCUUUUUGGAUAAUGGGCCAAAGGAACUAGUAUUGGAAAAAGGAGAAAAAUCUAAAAAAGAGGGAAAAGUUGUACUACAUUUGUCCUAUGUAUGGACAAAAGUGUGAAAAAUAUGGGACAUAGAUUGCAGCCCUAAUUUCAUUGCUCCACCAACCCUAAUAUCCAUUUUUCAUUAUGCCUCACUACAAUACAUCACCUUCAUCCAUCUAUCAACUCAUUUUUUGAGUCAUUCUCAUUUAUUCUUGAAGAUUUGAAGCUAUUAAGAGGUUGUACUAUUGCUUAUGUAUGUUUCGUUUGCUGCCAUCGUAUUUCCUCUUUCGUAUAUUUCAUUUCUUCAUUGAUUUGUGAUGUAAUGAACUCCAUGAUGUUUUAUCAUCUUUUAUUUUUUAUGUUUAAGCUCAAUAUGAACUAAACCUUUAUGUAGUUAAGGAGUAAUGAGGUUAUAUGAAGUUUGCACUUUAGUAUGUUGUA
Cicer arietinum (chickpea) is the source of this 5113-nucleotide messenger RNA. The record is from RefSeq and is a predicted model, not a curated record. NCBI's taxonomy places the organism in Eukaryota, Viridiplantae, Streptophyta, Magnoliopsida, Fabales, Fabaceae.